GUUCAUCUCAAAUUACAGUGUCAUUGUUCCGGUUUCGUCUGAAAGUAUCUCGUCCACUGAAGUUAACACACUCACAAACUAUCAAAAUGAGGGAGAUUGUGCAUUUGCAAGCUGGACAGUGCGGAAAUCAGAUUGGUGCCAAGUUCUGGGAGGUGAUCAGUGAUGAGCAUGGUAUUGACCCAACUGGCAGUUACCAUGGCGACAGUGAUCUCCAGCUGGACAGGAUCAAUGUUUACUAUAAUGAAGCCAGCGGUGGAAAGUACGUUCCCCGUGCUGUGCUUGUGGACCUGGAACCUGGAACAAUGGACUCUGUAAGGUCUGGACCAUUUGGCCAAAUCUUCAGACCAGACAACUUUGUGUUCGGUCAAAGCGGUGCUGGCAACAACUGGGCUAAGGGCCACUACACAGAGGGAGCAGAACUCGUGGACUCAGUUCUUGAUGUGGUCAGGAAGGAGGCCGAGAGCUGCGACUGCCUGCAGGGCUUCCAGCUGACACAUUCCCUGGGUGGUGGUACUGGCUCUGGCAUGGGUACCCUGCUCAUCAGCAAGAUCCGCGAGGAGUACCCUGACCGCAUCAUGAACACCUUCAGCGUGGUGCCUUCCCCCAAGGUGUCCGACACAGUGGUAGAGCCCUACAACGCCACACUAUCCGUUCACCAGUUGGUUGAGAACACAGACGAAACCUACUGCAUUGACAAUGAAGCACUAUACGAUAUCUGUUUCCGCACUCUUAAACUGACCACUCCUACAUAUGGUGACCUCAACCACCUUGUCUCUGCCACCAUGAGUGGAGUCACCACUUGCCUGCGCUUCCCUGGUCAGCUUAAUGCAGAUCUCCGUAAACUCGCCGUCAACAUGGUGCCCUUCCCACGUCUGCACUUCUUCAUGCCUGGCUUCGCACCCCUUACAAGCAGAGGCAGCCAGCAGUACAGAGCCCUCACUGUACCAGAGCUCACCCAGCAGAUGUUCGACGCCAAGAACAUGAUGGCUGCCUGUGACCCACGUCAUGGCCGCUACCUCACAGUGGCUGCAGUCUUCCGUGGACGCAUGUCCAUGAAGGAGGUGGACGAGCAGAUGCUCAAUGUCCAGAACAAGAACAGCAGCUACUUCGUGGAAUGGAUCCCCAACAAUGUGAAGACCGCUGUCUGUGACAUCCCACCCAGGGGACUCAAGAUGGCCGCCACCUUCAUCGGUAACAGCACUGCCAUCCAGGAGCUGUUCAAGCGCAUCUCCGAGCAGUUCACUGCCAUGUUCAGGCGCAAGGCCUUCUUGCAUUGGUACACAGGAGAGGGCAUGGAUGAGAUGGAGUUCACAGAAGCUGAGAGCAACAUGAAUGACCUGGUGUCUGAGUACCAGCAGUACCAGGAUGCCACAGCUGAGGAAGAGGGCGAGUUUGAGGAGGAGGGAGAAGAGGAGCUUGCUUAAGUUGUCUGUCAUUUUCCAUGUUUCCCCCUUAUUCCAUCUUUGUUUUGUUUCCUAAUUUCUAACUUCACAUUUUGUCACUGAAGACCUUCCGGUGUACCACCUGUGUUAAUGUCAAUAAAAAAAGAAAAUCCAAA
This is a messenger RNA of Sardina pilchardus (European sardine), 1558 nucleotides long. Its product is annotated as tubulin beta-4B chain-like. Bases 87 to 1424 code for a protein of 445 amino acids. The record is from RefSeq and is a predicted model, not a curated record. The transcript has 4 exons. Gene Ontology annotation, biological process: mitotic cell cycle; microtubule cytoskeleton organization. NCBI's taxonomy places the organism in Eukaryota, Metazoa, Chordata, Actinopteri, Clupeiformes, Clupeidae. Gene Ontology annotation, molecular function: structural constituent of cytoskeleton; GTPase activity; GTP binding. Gene Ontology annotation, cellular component: microtubule; cytoplasm.